Rhipicephalus microplus (southern cattle tick) is the source of this 7724-nucleotide messenger RNA. RefSeq names its product SET domain containing 2. Gene Ontology annotation, biological process: regulation of DNA-templated transcription. The record is from RefSeq and is a predicted model, not a curated record. Gene Ontology annotation, molecular function: histone H3K36 methyltransferase activity; protein binding. NCBI's taxonomy places the organism in Eukaryota, Metazoa, Arthropoda, Arachnida, Ixodida, Ixodidae. Gene Ontology annotation, cellular component: nucleus; chromosome.
GGCUCCUCACAAGCUGCAUACACGCACACGCACUCGACAGCUUCCGAUCGUAAGAACCAUGAAAGUAAUAGCGUACUCGGUGAUGUUGGCCGAGACCCCGGGACCUCGAGGCCGCUAAUAGGAGCCUCGACUCUCGAUCACGGUUACCCGCUGAAGCUAUUCCCGUGUCGCAAGUGGCUGUGGUGAAGCCGUCGUGAAAUGUACGACCCGGAGUCGCCCACGGGUUCUCCAGUCACUGUUGUGCAAAGCGUGAAUGGGGACUCUGAAAGCUCAACGAAUGAAGAUAGCAAAGGCCUUGACAAGGAGGAAGAUGACGAGGUGGAACCGAAUCUUGUGGCCGCUACAAAGGCGGCUCGAAGUACGACUCGCCCGUGCAUCAAGGGCAAGAUAGCUGCGAAGUCUGCACAGAAGGACCACUGCGAUGGACAAGCGCCAUCAUGUCUCAUGGGCAUUACGGUGGACAGUGUGCCGGAAAGUGUGAAUGACAUUCUUGCGAGUGGGGACUGCAGUGGUGCAGUGGCUAAGAACUGUGCGGUAGCUCUCUCGUCGAUGCAGGACAGUAGUGAGCACCCUAGAGACAGUAAAGCGGGAGACUCAGCCACCACAACAGAUGUGAAAGUGAUGGCAGAUGAUGAUGAUGAUGACACGGGCCAUUCUGUGGAUAGUUCUGUGCAGGACGAAUCGAGUGUGACAUCUGCAGCCGACAGCCAGACAUCGUCAAGUGAUGCUGGGGUAUCCAUGAAAACCAAGCAGAAGCAAGGAAGAAUGGGGAGAGCAACUGCACAGUCGCCAAAGGCCAGGCGGCGAAGGGCAUCCGAGGAUAUGCCCAACUUCAAGGGCCCUGCCACACGCCAGCGCAGCGUGAGGUUGCGAAGUGGGGACAAGAGGCGAGGCACCAGCGUGGCCCAGUCGUGUCCGAGCAAGAAGGCGCGACCGAAGAAACCACCAGCUGUGGCAAAAAAGCAAGCAUCGGGAGCAGCACAGGCAAAAUCCUCGAACAGGGGCAGCACAUCCUCAAGUCUAGAAACAGCGGACACGGAACCUGAGGUGAACCAGGAUGAAAGCAUGCAGGAUGUGUCUAGUGUGGACAUGGAGAAGGAUGCAGCGGACUGUCUCAUUGAUGAACCUCAUGACAGUGAUGCUGUAGCUGAGGGCUCUCAGGCCCUUGCCAGUGCCUGUGAAAGUGAUUUGACUAAAGCUGGCAAAAGGAGUAGCGAGACAUUUCCUGAUGCCAUGAAUCAGUUGGUGAGUUCCACAGCUGCUGAGGAACCUGAGCUGAAGGAGCUUGUGGAGCCAACUGAAGAAAGUAUCCCGGAAAUUCAAAGUACAGCCUGCAGAGAGUCAAACCAUGCAGUAGUGGCCUGUGAACUCGAAGGCGAACCUUUAGUUGUCAGCCAGAUCGAGGCAAAUUGUACUACCGAAUCUGACAAGGAAACGGACGUGGUCCCCCUUCAUGUUGAAACAGUUCCUCCAGCAUUGGAGAAGACUGAAAACUUGACAUCAGUGCCAUCUGGCAGGUUGCUGGACUCUGUCUCGAAGGCUCAAGAAAUUGCAGAGGCAGCACCAAUUAUUGACAGCGAGACUGUUGCAUCUCCCUCCUGCCUUUUGUCACCUACAGCAUCAUCACCAGGCGAGGCGAAAGUCGCCGACCAUCGGGACCGACGAUACUACAGCAGUCCUGACAAGUGUAGUGCGCUUGAUAGUCCCGAGAAGGGUUCAACUACGCCUAGAUCAUCGAGGCGCAGAACCAGAUGGCAAGACGCGGAACCCAACACCGUUGCUGAGCCACCUGCUGUGCCUCUCUUCGAUUGCCCAGUGUUGCCAGCAGAACAUGUUAAGUCAGCUUCUAGCAAGUCCCAGAAUAUCAACACGUCGCUUCCGCCACCCCCACCGAAGGCUCCGUCUCCAUCACUAAGGGCCCCCUCUCCACCACCGAAGGCACCAUCUCCACAGAGCAAAGAGUGUGUUGCCACGCUGGAUUCGAGCCGUCCUGAAAAGGUGAAGUCCCGCUGGCGGCGCAGCAGUGAACUUGAGACUCGUGACACACCACCCAUUCCAUCGAUUUCUUCACCAGUAGCCCGCAGCUCCCCUCCGUGUGAAGCUAGGAUGCCCUCCAUACAUGAAGAAGUGACUCCAGUUGGCUUGAAGGAGAGCCCGCGAAGGAGAGAGCGUAGCAGCCCCACAUUGGCACUGCAUUCAAAGGAUUCCAAGGGGUCCAGAGGGACGAGCAGCCGAGAGCAGUCUGACAGCACAGCCUCACCCAGGGCCUCCAGAGAUAACCACAAGCUUGAGAGUAGCAGCAGGGACUACAGGGAUGGCAAGGAGAAUAGGGACUGCAGGGACAGCAAGGUUAGUAGGGACAAUAGGGACUACAGGGACAGCAAGGACGGCAGGAAUUACAGAGACAGCAAGGAAAGCAGGGACAACAAGGAUAAAGGCAGUGCCAGCAGUGCAACAAACGGCUCUUCUUCCAAGUCUAUGGGCUAUGAGGAUAUUGAAGAAAACCUUUACCUUUUUGAGAGGCGCAAGACGAAAAGCAAGAAGGAGGUGCGCCGCAUGAUUUGCGACUGCUCCUUGACCAAGGAUGAGAAAGACAGGGGCAUCAUGGGCUGUGAAGAGGACUGCCUCAACCGCCUACUCAUGAUUGAAUGUGGUUCCCGCUGUCCUAAUGGUGAAAAUUGCAGCAACAGACGAUUUCAGAAGAAAAGCUACAUCAAUGUGGAAAAGUUUAUGACUGAGAAAAAAGGCUGGGGUCUACGCACCUUGGAGACAGUCUCUUCGGGCACAUUUGUAAUGGAAUAUGUGGGAGAAGUACUCACGCCAGAAGACUUCCGCAAGCGGGUCAAGCAGUAUGCCCGGGACAACAACCAGCACUACUACUUCAUGGCACUACGUGCGGACGAGAUCAUUGAUGCCACUCAGAAGGGCAAUGUGUCGCGCUUCAUCAAUCACUCGUGCGACCCGAACUGCGAGACACAAAAGUGGACAGUGAAUGGUGAACUCAGGAUUGGCUUCUUCACGAGACGACCACUGAGAGCUGGUGAAGAGUUGACCUUCGACUACCAGUUCCAGAGAUAUGGCAAAGAGGCGCAGCGCUGCCACUGUGAGUCUAGCAACUGCCGGGGCUACAUUGGGGAGGACACGAAGAUGACGCUCAAGUCUGGCCGCAGCCAGCUUCCGAAACGAACCAGCAGCAGCACCAGCAGCAGUACAAGCAGUACCAGCAGUAGCAGCACCAGUGCGUCCGCUAAGAGGGUCGAGGAGCGCAAGCGAGACACGGUGGAGGACUUGGCGAUGGAAGAGGAGAUUGAAAAGUUGAGUGGUGGAUUGAAGAAUCGAGAACACACAUUGCUUCUAGCCAGGCUAAUGGUCCGAGGAGAAGACAUAGACACACGGCAGCGACUCUUGAACAUCAUCAAGAACACAACAGAGACGGCCUGCCUUCGCUUGUUUCUGGAUUACCAUGGUCUUUCGCUGCUGUGGAGCUGGAUGGCAGACAUUCCCGAUAACGAGCUUGCUCUCAAAGCCGAGAUUCUGACGGUGCUCCGUCAACUGCCCAUCCCCAACAAAACGAUGGUGAAGGACAGCAAGGUGAUGUCAGUGGUGCACCGGUGGGCAUCUCAGCUGUCUGAGCAAGGGAUUACAAAGGACUCUGACAUUGCGCCACCACCUGACAAGCGGGCCAAGGUGACCAGUGAGGAAGCUGACAGCGAUGCCUCAGAGAGUUCCGGUGGUCAGACACCAGCAUCAGCACCUGGUCAGCGCUCUCAGACUGGGUCUGUGGUCUGUUCUCCGGACUCUACAAACCUGGUUGAGAGCGGCGACUCGACGUCGAGUGAUGGGCCCAAGGAUGAGCAAGGCACCAAAAUGGCCAAGGAUCUUUCCGAGCUUGCAUCCACGCUUUUGGACUCAUGGAGCUCAUUAAAGGAAGUCUUCCGGAUCCCUCGCCUGGAGCAACAGAAACGUCGCGAGGAUGAGCGCGAGGCAGACAGGCGAGAACGAGAACGCAAUCGUCAGCAGAAGAACCGAGAAUCUUCUUUCAGUAGUCGAGACUCCAACUCUCGGCGCCGCAGUCCUCCAUCAAGUAGCCGUGACCGCAGUGACAGAGACUAUGAAAGGUCAUCUGACCGUAGACGGUAUUCUGCUUCACCUGAGCAAAGAGAUGACAGGAAGCCUUACCAUCGGUCAUCAGACCAUCGUCGCUUUGGCAGUAACAGUGGGAAGGACACCAAACCUAGAAAGACGCUACUUCCGACACCACCUCGGCUGACAAAGGAAGAGCGUCGACAGCUGUUUGCACUGGAGGUGCAGCAGAGGGACCAGGAGGAGGCCCUGAGGCGACAAUUCAUGGUACCCCCUGCCACUGCAGUGCCGCCAGGCAUAGUGAUGCCUGCUCCCGCUCCACAGGGUUUUAUGGGAGCACCGCCUGGAAUGAUGCCCAUGCAAGGUGGCUGUCCGAAUCUUCAAGUGGCCACUCCUAUGGUUCCCGGGCAGCCGCAGCAACAGCCUGUGUAUGUUUAUGACCCGGCCACAGGUGCUGCCAUGUAUGGGGCACCUUCAUCUCAGCCCGCAGUGACUUACUAUGACCCCCAGACAGGGGCACCCAUUCCAGCACCCCAACCACCCACUCCUCAAGACUACAUUCUGCAGCAUAAUCCAAUGCUGAGUGGGUCUCAACCCAUGGUGGCUCCUGGCAUUCACUCGCCAGCAGAGGGAGGCCCUCAUGUAAUAAUGCAGGCACCAGGACCAGUGGUGCCAGGACAGCAGCCAAUGAUUCCCGGAGGGCAACCCAUGAUCCCCGGACAGCCAAUAAUGCCGGGACAGCAACCAAUCAUGCCGGGACAGCCACCACUUGUACCAGGGCAGCAGCCAAUGCUGCACGGUCAACCACCCAUGGUGCCUGGACAGCACUUGAUGGGACCUGGUCAACAGGCACCGUUGUUGAUGACGGUGCCUCCUGAAGAGGCUGUUCCGCAGCACCAAUCCGUGGCUCCAAAUAUUCAGGACUACCAGGCACUGGCUGUGGCAAUCAGCAGCGUGACUAACAAGCCACCUAGUCCAGUGCCGAUUCAGUCCGAGUCCGCCUACGUGACGGACCCCAUGCAGAUUCCACUGCCUCCACCGCUGUCCCCAGACAGCGGGGAGGCCACACCUCAAAAUUUUGACCCGGUGUCAUCUCCCACCUUGGACAGCACAGACAGCAGAUGUUCAGAGCUGCCUCCUCAGCAGGAGACACGAGGGGAGCCCGUAGGCACCACUGUGGAAAUUGCAGUGCCAACCGUCGACUACGACGAGGACACUCCCUGCGGCACACCUGUGCUACCGUCUCCCAGUCAGGCAGCCGUGGCCUUUCCUUCUCCCAUUCAGCAGGCUCCAGUUGCUGCACCUUUCACUGUGGUGACUCCAGGGGCGGCAACAACGGAAGGUGCACCGGCCAUGGCUCCAGGCGCCGUGUAUCCAGCCAAUCCGCAACCAAUGGCCCCUGGAUAUGGCCCCGGCUACGGCUCUGUGGGUUCUGGUGUGGCUGCUGGUACUGCACAGGGCAUGCAUCCACAAGUUUACUACUUGCCCCCGGUUGCACAAGCCUUGCCCUCUGAGCAGCCUCUGGAGCAGCCAAUAGAGCUCGACAGAGAAGCAUCAUCUGGCCGUAUCUGCAGUCCACCACCUCAGAUCCACGCCCCAAGCAAGAAGGAUGGCCGACUGCCUCCCCACUGGAAGACUGCCAAGGAUGAAGAGGGAAACGUUUACUACUACCACGCACUCACCAGAGAAACGCAAUGGGACCCUCCUGUUUGGGAUGAAAAUGAGGAGGACAUGGAGCUAGAAACCCCAACCUAUGAUGAACCAAAGGUGAACAGCACAGUAGGCAGCUCAAGGGCGAAGAGAUCGAGCAAGAAGAAAGCUGUGACAGUGGCUGCUGACACUUCAGAAGUGGCCAAAAAGAUCAAAGAAUUGUUUCGUUCCAAGAUCUCUUCCCACAUUGUGCACUGUCUGAACCCUUUCCGCAAACCAGAUUGCAAGCUGGGGCGAAUUCAAAGCACCGAGGACUUCAAGCAUCUUGCCCGCAAACUCACACACUUCGUGAUGGCCAAGGAGCUGAAGCACUGCAAGAACGUCGAAGACUUGGAGUGCAACGACAAUGUGAAGCACAAGGCAAAAGAGUUCAUCCAGAAGUACAUGGCCAAAUAUGGCCCCGUCUACCGGAAGGACAAGACUGUCUCCCCCAAGGACGAGUAGUGCGCCAUUGAUUAUGCACAGAGAGGCAAACUGCAAGUAAAUGAAGGGUGGCCGACAUGACGCUGAAUACUGCUGGCCAGCGUUACCAAGGCUGACUUCUGUCAUCCUUUGACUGUCUUCGAGGCUCUAAUCCAGGGACCACUAGACUGCCAGGCAGCAUUACUCUUCCCAUGUGUCACAAUGUGAUAAGUGUCGCACAAUUGCCGGAAACUUCCAGGCAAAACAGUCGGUUGUAAGGAAGUGCAUUGGGCACAAGUGCCUGGCCCGUCAAGUCCUGUAACAGUGGCGUUACACCACUGGCAGGCCACUGGCAGGCAGCCAGAGGUUUCAAGCUAUUGUCGAAGCGGCGGAGUCUACCUAAAGUGCUUAUCUGUAGGCCUGCACAAGUGAAUGAACACUUGGUCCUGUACUGCUUUUCCCAGGAAACAGUUCAUCAGAUAGAUUACAGUUGCUGGGAGCUGUUUUGUGCGAGUACAGCUUUAGCGGCCGAUUUGCACUUUGCAGGCCAGUGUGAAUGGAUUCAGCGGGGAUGCCAUACACUUUGGACAGGUCAAAGCGUCCCUAUUUCUUUGGCUUCAAAUCAUUUGUUCAUACCAGUGAUUUUCACCUAUUCAUGGUGGGGAAUUGAAAGUUAAGCUUUUGUGAUGAACUGGUUCUGUGCUGCCAUAACGUGAUGGACUUGCCUCCCAUUUAUUUCUUGCAUGAUUUUAGCUCGUUUCUUUCUUCAUUAUCGGAUUUUCUUGUUGUCUCAUGACCUUACAAAACCCAAAGGUGAACAUUCUAACACAUCUUGUUUCUGUAGUUGCUGCUAAUUCAGAACAACUGUGCCUGUAUGAAUUGUGCUACUGAUGAUUCAACUCCUUUUCCCUUCAUGUAGUACACAAGACGCAUGAUUUUUUCUGAGGAAAGUCGCUGACAAUGCAUGUAACACUUAUUGAUAGUUGUUGUGCAAGAAGAGUCAAUCGUGUUGGAAAUCGAUUUGGAGGUGUCACCAUUCUGUAAUUAAUUCAUAUUGCACUGGGAUCGGCAAGAAACGACGGUCCCCUCUUGUACAGUCUCAUUGCUAUCACUUUUUCGACUGAGGUUGCGGAAGACUCUUUGAAGCGCAACUUUCCCUCACAUAUGCCCUCACCUCUUCUUUGUCUUUCUUUUGUGUACAUAAAGUUGUUCAAUUUAUCUUUAUUUAACUAUUAUGUGAAAUGACCUCGCUGCACGAUGCUCGUCAUAUGCUGUCAAGUCCUCUCUGACGACGAUGCAUGGCUUAACAAUAUUCAGUGCAGUGUGGAAAUGUUGACACCUAUAAUUUGAGCAGACUCCUUUUGAGCCAAAAAAGAGUCGCGAGUUCGCGCUGUAAUUUUUCUUCGUUCAUUUUGGGGGCAUUGUAAAUAUGGUAAGAGCAUAUACGUAGAAACUGUCAUCUGAUGUACAAUAAUGCCACAUUCAGAUGGCUUGAUCCAAUGAUUGGAAUAAAACAUACAUAUUUCAUA